GCCCGGGAGAAGGCCGGGAAGAUGGCGGCCUCCUGGAGGCUAGGCUGUGAUCCGCGGUUGCUGCCUUGCCUCCUGGGCUUCUGCCGAAGCCCAGGGCUGGUUAAGGGGGCUGCUGCGUGGUCUGUCGGCCGUGGAGCUAGUUGGAGAUGGUUUCACAGCACGCAGUGGCUGCGAGCUGAUCCUAUUACGAUACUAAUGCCAUCACUGUCUCCUACAAUGGAAGAAGGGAACAUUGUGAAAUGGCUGAAAAAGGAAGGUGAAGCUGUGAGUACUGGAGAUGCCUUAUGUGAAAUAGAGACUGACAAAGCUGUGGUUACCUUAGAUGCAAGUGAUGAUGGCAUCUUGGCCAAAAUAGUGUAGAAUCAGUACCUGGAAGGAGGGAGGAGAGUGGUGAAGAAAGGGGUUGCAGAAGGAUCUAAAAAUAUACGGCUAGGUUCACUAAUUGGUUUGCUAGUUGAAGAAGGAGAAGAUUGGAAACAUGUUGAAAUUCCCAAAGAUAUAGGUCCUUCAUCACCAGCUUCAAAACCAUCAGUGCCUUGCCCUUCACCAGAACCACAGAUUUCUACCCCUGUCAAAAAGGAACACACACCGGGAAAACUGCAGUUCCGUUUAAGUCCAGCUGCUCGCAAUAUUCUGGAAAAACAUGCACUGGAUGCUAACCAGGGCACAGCCACUGGCCCUCGGGGGAUAUUCACUAAAGAGGAUGCUCUCAAACUGGUCCAGUUGAAACAGAUGGGCAAGAUCACUGAAUCCAGACCCACCCCAGCCCUGCCAACCAUUCCCACAGCAUCUUUACCCCCACUGGCCACAGCCAGGCCAUCUUAUCCCCGGCCAAUGAUCCCUCCAGUAUCAACUCCUGGACAGCCUAAUGUAGCGGGCACAUUCACUGAAAUCCCUACUAGCAAUAUUAGAAGAGUUAUUGCCAAGAGGUUAACUGAAUCUAAACGUACUGUACCUCAUACAUAUGCUACUACUGACUGUGACCUUGGAGCUGUUUUAAAAGUUAGGCAAAAUCUGGUCAGAGAUGACAUCAAAGUAUCAGUAAAUGAUUUUAUCAUCAAGGCAGCAGCUGUUACCCUUAUGGCUGUGGCAACAGAUAAAGGGUUAAUUACACCGGUCAUCAAAGAUGCUGCUGCUAAGGCUCUGCCAGAGAUUGCUGACUCUGUGAAGGCUCUAUCAAAGAAAGCUAGAGAUGGAAAAUUGUUACCUGAAGAAUACCAAGGAGGAUCUUUUAGUAUUUCCAACUUGGGGAUGUUUGGCAUCGAUGAAUUUACUGCAGUGAUCAACCCUCCUCAGGCCUGCAUUUUGGCUGUUGGGAGAUUCCGACCUGUGCUGAAGCUCACUCAGGAUGAAGAGGGUAAUGCCAAACUGCAGCAACACCAGCUCAUUACGGUCACAAUGUCCAGUGACAACCGAGUGGUAGAUGAUGAACUGGCUACCAGGUUUCUGGAAAGUUUUAAAGCAAACCUGGAGAAUCCUAUCCGACUUGCCUAAUCCUCAAAGAUGAGAAGUUGGUCUUCGGCUUAGUUAAUUGUAUCAUUGUUACUGAGAAACAUACACUAUAGGAAAACAAUUAGGUAUUUAAGUGUGAAGUGAAUGAAAUGUUUAUUUAGGGUGAAAGUGUUUGACCUGAGUUGUCUUCAUUUUCAUUUUGGGUUCAGUGUUAUAUAAAUAAAUAACAAACUGUAACUAAUGGAAGGCGGAGAACAUUUGAUUAGUGAGAUGCAUUUUUAAUUUAACCACUGGUGCUGUACAAAAGGGAUGUUCAGCCAGAUGUAACUUAAAAGUAGAUGACUGGCUCAUUGGAGCAUUUUAGAAUAUUUGAGGAUGUAUGAUAAGUUGUAAAAUCAAAAAAUUUUAGAACUCUACCUUAAUUGUGUUGAAAUUAGAAGCGGUCUUCAAAAAGAUGCCUAUUAAUGUAGCAAUGGGACGUCACUUUUAUAAGCACUGCUCUAGAUAUACUUGAACAAUUUAAUAUGUACAGAAGUUUAUUCUGGAUACUAGUAGAUAAAUAAGAAUCACUCUGUAUUAGGGGUUGUGGCAACAUUAUUGAAUUUUUUAUGUAUAUAAAGCCAUAUGUUUUAGAGUGGUUUCUAUCAGUCUUAUUUUACACUUCUAUGACACUGUGAACUAAAGAAGAAGAAUUAAAGAGAAUCAAAGGUGAAGAAAGAGACCAAAAUAUUUUGUUUGCUUUGAU
Molecule: messenger RNA, 2197 nt
Organism: Kogia breviceps (pygmy sperm whale)
Lineage: Eukaryota; Metazoa; Chordata; Mammalia; Artiodactyla; Physeteridae
Product: pyruvate dehydrogenase protein X component-like
Biological process (GO): pyruvate decarboxylation to acetyl-CoA
Cellular component (GO): pyruvate dehydrogenase complex; mitochondrion
Molecular function (GO): acyltransferase activity
Source: RefSeq, a predicted model, not a curated record